This is a messenger RNA of Orbilia oligospora ATCC 24927, 729 nucleotides long. RefSeq lists its product as uncharacterized. Bases 1 to 729 code for a protein of 242 amino acids. The transcript has a single exon. Lineage: Eukaryota; Fungi; Ascomycota; Orbiliomycetes; Orbiliales; Orbiliaceae. The record is from RefSeq and is a predicted model, not a curated record.
AUGGCACCAACUAAUAUCAAGCCAAUCACCGUCUACGGUCACUACUUGCCAUUCCCAAACCCCCCAAAAGUCUUUAUUCUUCUUAAACUUCUCGGUAUCCCAUAUAACCAUGUUAUGAAAGUCGCCUCAGAUGACCCGACCCUUGAGGAUGGAAUCAAGCACCCGAACUUCACUUCUAUCAACCCUAACGGCCGUGUUCCAGCCAUUGCCGAUCCAAAUAAUAACAACUUUCAUGUUUGGGAAUCUGGCGCCAUUCUCCAAUACCUCGCCGAGAUCUACGACACAGAUCACAAAUUCUCCGGGAAGACCGUUGAAGAGCGAUCUAUGAUCAAUCAAUGGAUCGCCUUCCAGAUUUCUGGCCAGGCGCCUAUGUCCGGGCAACUGAUCUGGUUCAGCGUUCCUCAAGGCCAUUUGCUUAAAUACGGCGAAAAGACCCCGGACCAUGUCCUUCUCAGAUUCAGGAACGAAGUUAGAAGGAUUUAUAGCGUGUUUAACGCUCAUUUGGAGCAGCAGAAAGCGAAGGGGUCGGAUUGGAUUGUUGGGGAUAGGAUGACCAUUGCGGAUAUUGCGUGGGCGCCCUGGACGAGAACUAUGAUUUAUAUGCCUACUUACGACCCAACCUUUUACGAUGAAUUUCCGGCGGUCAAAGCGUGGUUUGCUAAAAUGGAAGCGAUCCCAGCUGUGCAGGAGACUAUUGCUGAACUGACCGCCCCUGCGCCUAAGAAUUAA